AUGGCUUGGACAACAUCACGGGUGAUUUAUCUGACUAAGAGGGAGGGUCGUAGUUUUGGGUUCUUCCUCAGAGCAGAACAUGGGGAAGAAGGACACCUCGUCCGCAGUCUGGAGAUGGGAGGCCCUGCUGAGCUAGCCGGCAUGAAAGACGGAGAUCGCAUCAUCAGAGUUAACGGAACGUUUGUGGACAAUUUGGAACAUGGUCAGGUUGCAGAUAUGGUGAAGAGAAGUGGGAUGUCUGUAACAUUCCACAUCCUGCGGGCCGAUGCAUACAAACAAGCCAAAGCCAAUGGAGUGGACCUGUCUCAACCAAACUCCCACCCUGGACAUACCAAACCUACCUUGAACGGGGUGUCAGGACCUGUGCCUAAACCCAAACUCUGCUACCUAGAGAGGACCAGUGGUGGAUUUGGGUUCUCCGUCAAGUCUUCGAAAAAUGAGCAAGGGAUAUUUAUGGUGGAUGUGAUACCUUCUGGCGUUGCUGACAAGGCAGGAGUGAGGCUAAGGGAUCGUCUUUUGGAGAUCAAUGGGGAAAACGUGGAGAAUGCAACCCAUGAUCAAGUCGUCCAAAAGAUCAAGGAAUCUGGAAAUAGCAUCAUGUUCCUGCUGGUGGAUGAGGACAGCGACAGAUACUACAAGAAUAAACACACGAGGCUGGGAGUGGGCAUGGCCACGGUGAGGCACCUCCCCCUGAAGCCGCGCAUAGCCAACAUGACCAAGGGUUCGGACGGCUACGGUUACAUGCUAAGACAGGAGCCAAACCUGAAAGGACACUAUGUGAGAGAAAUCGAAGAAGGAUCACCUGCAGACAAAGCUGGACUGAAGGACAUGGAUCGUAUAGUGGCUGUGGAUGGAGAAGAUGCGGACGGCUGCACACACGAGCAGGUCGUGGCCAAAAUCCGACAGAGUGGAAACAACUGCUGCCUUCUGGUGGUCGACAGUAAAACCGACAAGAUGUACAAGCAGGGAGGAGCUUCUCCCUUGCUCUUCUGGGAAGAGAUGAAGGGAUCACUCCCACAGUCAGCCACGCCAGAACCGGAUCUGAGACCUCCCCUUUAUCCAACCCUAAAUCUGGAAGAUUACAAACCCAAACUGUGCCGUUUGGAAAAGACUUCUGCAGGUUUUGGCUUCCACCUCAAUGGAAUCCAAGGAGUCCAUGGCCAGUAUAUCAAAGAGGUGGUGAGAGGUGGUGCAGCCGACCAGGCUGGACUGGAAGACGAUGACAUGGUGAUCGAGGUGGAUGGAGUGAAUGUGGAAAACAGCACACAUGAGGAGGUGGUAAGCCUGAUCCGCAGAAGUGGAGACACGCUUGUCCUCCUGGUGGCCGGGAGACGCGCCUACGACUAUUUCAAAGCCAAAGGAAUCCCCAUCACUACGCUGCUCCUCUCCAAGGACCUGUCACAGGAGCACUCUGAGCCCGCCCUCCUGGAACAACUCCACGAGGAGGAGAGGAGAGAAGAACAGAGGGAGGAGUACGUGGAGGAGAUAACAAGACCAGACACGCCACCCAGUCCAGCUCGUGAAAGGGUGAUUUCAACAUCCUCAUCCUCAUCUUCAUCAUCCGCUGCGUCGGUCGAAAGUCUUGAUGAAAGACUGUGA
This is a messenger RNA of Chanos chanos (milkfish), 1599 nucleotides long. RefSeq names its product PDZ domain containing 1 (gene pdzk1). Gene Ontology annotation, biological process: protein localization to plasma membrane. NCBI's taxonomy places the organism in Eukaryota, Metazoa, Chordata, Actinopteri, Gonorynchiformes, Chanidae. The transcript has 9 exons. The record is from RefSeq and is a predicted model, not a curated record. Gene Ontology annotation, cellular component: apical plasma membrane. Bases 1 to 1599 code for a protein of 532 amino acids. Gene Ontology annotation, molecular function: protein-membrane adaptor activity; signaling receptor binding.